GGUGGAUACAUCUCUCCGCGGUCCAAAGACAGAGUCACACCCAAAAGCAGCAGAAUAAAGGAACACACCCAGCAGGAUAGUCCUAACCCAUCGCCCUAAACUCAGCCUGAACUUGCUGCUGCAGGGAAAACACAUUUUCAACGCCCGCUCUUCGUUUUAUUUUCCCGAUGGCCGCUAGAUCCGACAGUCUUCGUUUACUGAUGCUGAUCUUCAUAACCUGGAGGGGCAGCAUGCGGUGCUCCGCAAUCACAGUGGACCCCCCUGAGGACCUUCAUGCAGUAUUAGACCCUGGUCGUUUUGGACAUCUGGAGAUAACCUGGAGGUCACCAAGCAGCCUGAUGAACCUGACAAACUGUCAUCUGCAGUACCAGCUGGAGUACUUCAACACAUACAAGAACAAAUGGGAGGUUCUCCGGACGCCUCAGAGGACGUACAGCGCCCAGUUUGACCUGUCCAAAGAUGUCCAAGCAAGAGUUUUCACCAUUCUGAAUGGAGCGUGCACCAACAACACAAUGAUCAAGAGCAAAGACUACAAUGAGAUGGUCCUGCACCCUCCCAGGACAGGAAUUCAGGACACAGAAGCCAAAGAGUUCAUUUGUGUGUAUUAUAAUAUGGAGAAUCUGGAGUGCAGCUGGAGACGCAGCGUGAAGACGCCGGCAGGCGCGCAGCAGAGGCUAUACUUCUGGCAUAAAUCCCUUAAGCAGGCGGUGGAAUGCCCGAGCUACGUUUUGUCAGGUGGAGUCAGGAAGGGCUGCACCUUCAUGGGAAAACCUCUUCCUGCAUUCACUGACAUCUACUUCUGCGUAAACGGCUCCUCGCCCGAAGGCCCGCUGAAGCCAACAUUCUUCUCCCUGCAGGUCCAAAACCAAGUAAAGGCUUCAGCUCCAGAUAAGCUGUCUCUGCAAACCAGUUCCGACAAGCAGCUGGAGCUUCGCUGGGAGAACCCUGCUUGGAAGCUUUCUGUGCAGUGCCUGGAGUGGGAAGUGCGACACCAUCGUGUGGGAGCUGAAAAAAUACAUUCGAAGCCCAUUCACACCGAGAGCCCCAGGCUGACUCUGCCUUUAAGCAGCAGCAAUGAGAGAAACUGCUUCAAGGUCCGGUCCAGAGUGAGCUUGCAUUGUGUUGAUCACAGCUUUUGGAGCGACUGGAGCCAUGAAGCGUGCCAUCCAGUUCUGAAAACAAUAGAGGCCACACCCGAGCCAGAGUUGAAUUUCGCAUCUUUCUACAUCUACAUUGCUGUUGCCAUCAUUGCCACCCUGGUAGUGUCUCUCUGUGUGUGGGCAACAGUUAACAUGAUGAAAUCCCCACCGGAGAAGACAGUGGACUCUCUGAUUGCCAAGCUGCUUCCCAAAAAAUUAAGGCCAGGAGUUUCAAAGAUCUUCAGCGGCAAGAAAACCUGCAACGAUGUUAUCAUCUAACAGCGUUUCUGCGUCAAUGUUUUCUGUUUUUUUUUUUUAUGGUUGUCAUUAUUGUAGCACUUCUACUUGCUUCAUUUUCCACGGUGCCUGCACAGCCACGUAGACGGCAAAUGCUCUCUAUAGUGUGUUAUUUGCAAAAAUGUCCGACAUUCAGCGAUUUCUGCAAAUUGAUUCAUGUUGAUGCGUUAAACAAAAUUGGAAGAUUUAUUUAGAGGAAAAUAAAAGAGGUUUUGGUUGAUUGUUUACUUUUUGCCACAGGUCUUGCUGGCUGAAUUAUUCAGCAGAGAUUACAUGUGCCGCAGGUAUUUAGCCAUGAUGUUUUACAGUUUGCCAGAUCUCUUGCCAAGUUAUUUACUUAUCACUGAUUGCAAAGUUUUUGUUUAUUAUCAUAUAAAUAUAUAUAUAUAUUUUUUUUCAUUUUUAUCGUGAUGUUUACUUGUUUAUUAACAUGGGCCUCAAAUCUUGCCAGUGAGCUGAUGAACCAACUAUUUUUUUUUAUGUAACCAAAAGAGAAAAGUGAUAUUUAAUGCCUCCUAAAUAUGUUUUGUAUAACUGUCUCUGUUGCACACUUCGAACCAGUGAAGUCUUCAUUCACCAACCUAGUAUUUCUAAUCCAAUUUAAAGUAUAAACAUUCCUGAAGAAAUGAGUGUAAAAGUGUUUUAAUGCCAAAAUGAUUGUUUUUGUUUUAUGGUGUACACUUAAAGUCCAACAUGGGUGUUAACAUAGUUGCCUUAUUCCAACACAAGCAAACACGUUUCAUGUGUUUAUUAUAAAAGUGAAAAAUCCAGAUUCUCCCUCCGCCUCCUGGUUCAAUUAGACAUUUUCGUUACUGGUGUUUUGUGGGUUACUUUAUGACUCUAAGCACCCGGAAAUAUAAAUGGAAGUAUAGAUUUAAUGAAUGUAUGCCUUCCUCUCUGUGUCCUAUAGUCCAGUUUUUGCAUAAUCACAUUUUAUAGUAUCAAUUUACUACCUAAACAAGAAAGAGCUAUUAUUUAUGCUCCUAUACUACCUUUGAUGGAAACAAUUUAAGAAUGUCGUUUUUUUUUUGUUUUUUUGUUUUUUGGAAUUUUGUUUUCACUGUCUUCUCCUUCUUCGCAUACUAUGAUGGACAUGUCAGUCAUUUUCAGAAAAUUGUUCACAUGUGGAACAGUUUAGGUUUUGUGCGAUAAAGAAAACAAAAUUUAAGCCAGUAUUCUUUUGUCUGUUUGUGCAGCGAUUUGCACAAAAAUGAAAGCACGAAAUCUUCGAAUUGGUAAUGCAGAACAAAAUGAAACAUUUAACUGAUGAUAUUAAAGACCCUGAAAUUCCUCGGUACCUGUGCAGGUGAAUUGGAAGAAAACCUUACUGUCUGUGCAUAAAUAUCAGGGUUUCCCUAGAGACAUGUAACAGUGUUUGUUUUUAAAAGUAAAGAAUGUGCUUCCAAUGUAAAGUGGUCGUAGAUCUAUCUAUCUUUGAUUUGUGUGUAAUUCUUUCUGUAACCUAUUUUUUAAUAAAACAUAAUAAAAGAA
Messenger RNA from Fundulus heteroclitus (mummichog), 2927 nucleotides. RefSeq names its product interleukin 13 receptor, alpha 2 (gene il13ra2). The record is from RefSeq and is a predicted model, not a curated record. Gene Ontology annotation, biological process: cytokine-mediated signaling pathway. NCBI's taxonomy places the organism in Eukaryota, Metazoa, Chordata, Actinopteri, Cyprinodontiformes, Fundulidae. Gene Ontology annotation, molecular function: cytokine receptor activity; protein binding. The transcript is spliced from 10 exons. Gene Ontology annotation, cellular component: external side of plasma membrane. Bases 168 to 1418 code for a protein of 416 amino acids.